Molecule: messenger RNA, 2959 nt
Organism: Argiope bruennichi
Lineage: Eukaryota; Metazoa; Arthropoda; Arachnida; Araneae; Araneidae
Product: probable E3 ubiquitin-protein ligase makorin-1
Exons: 2
Coding region: 239-1492 (417 amino acids)
Biological process (GO): protein polyubiquitination
Molecular function (GO): metal ion binding; ubiquitin protein ligase activity
Source: RefSeq, a predicted model, not a curated record
UGUCCAGUUUUAAACUGUUACUUGAAAGCUCCCAUUGGAAUCUUAAACAUAUCGUAUUGUGGAAAAGGUGUUCAUUCUAUUGAAAUUUCUCAAAAUCUGGGUAUCGCAGCGCUAACUUUUGAAGGUGCUUCGCAGAAAUAUUUUAUUUCUACCCAAUAAACUCAAUAAGAAGUGUUGCGAAGAUUUUAUUUGGAAGCUGUAUUCUAUAUAAGAGAAGAUAGCAACAGCUUGGAAAAUUAUGGCUGAAGGUACAUCAAGUAAUUUAAAUGAUAUUGUUCAUCAAUCCCCUUCAAAUGAAAAUGAAAAUGAAAAUGAAGAUAUAUUCCAAGAUUCAGCUACAAACAAUUAUUAUAUUCCUGAAGGCACUGUGUGCUGGUUUUUCCUUCAAGAUAAUUGUAAAUAUGGUGAUAAAUGCUGGUUCAAGCAUGAUGAACAAGUUAGGAUUAACUUUCAAUCUACUCAGUGUGAUGAAGAUGCGCAACCAAGAAAGUCUAAUGAGAAUCUAGAAUCUUGCUCAUCUGAAAUCGAUAAUAUGCAAAAGAAGUGCAAAUCUAAAAACUGCAACUUCCACUGUAAGAAUCCCUUUCCAAAUGCGGAGCUAGAAGCAAGUUCAUGUGGGAACAUUCCACCAGAUUGGGUAAAUGCACCUGAAUUUAUUCCCAAAACUACAGUUUCAUAUGCAGAUUCUUUGAAAUGCAAUAUGAAUUAUGCGAGUGAAUCUCAAAGGAGGCGAUUUGGAGAACUUUGUACUCAUUUUAUGAUGGGCAAGUGUCCUUUUGUGCAGUGCCCUUUUAUUCACGGAGAUAUUUGUGAAUUGUGCAAUAUAGCUUGUUUAAAUCCGUAUGAUAAAGCACAGCGAGAAACACAUAUUGAAUAUUGUUCAAAAGAAAUAGAAAAGGAUAUGGAGUUAUCAUUUGCUAUUCAACGUAGUAUAAAUAAAACUUGUGGUAUUUGUAUGGAUGUUAUAAUGGAAAAGGAGCCUGUGUCAGAACGCCGCUUUGGAAUACUUGAAAAUUGCUAUCAUAUCUUUUGUGUUAGCUGUAUUCGAAAAUGGAGACAAGUAAAAAAUUUUGAUGGUACACAGUUAGAUAGUGAUAUAAAUCCAAAAGUGACCCGUAGUUGCCCUGAAUGCCGAGUUCCAUCCGAUUUUGUCACUCCAAGUCUUUUUUGGGUUGACACUGAAGAUGAAAAGAGGAAAUUAAUCACAGAUUAUAAAGGAGCAUUGAGUAAAAAACCUUGUAAGUAUUUUAAAAAAGGUGAAGGCACCUGCCCUUUUGGUGGAGCCUGUUUUUACCUUCAUGCCAAACCUGAUGGUACUGUUGUAAAGUUACCACCACCCAGAAGGCGACGAAGACAAAAUCAAGAUGGUGAAAUAGAUAUAAUGGAUGAAAUUUUCUUGUGGAGUUUCAUGGAAGCAAGAGAUGAAGUUUAUGAUGACUUGAAUGAUGAGGUAUAUGUCGUUUCUGAUGAUGUCGUUGAAUCCUCAGAAUAAUGGUUGUGCAAUCCCUGUGAAAUGCAACAAUUUUUACAAAUUCAUAUUUCUGCUUAUUAGUAGAUUCAUUUUUUAGAAAAGAAAUUAAACAAUUCAUUUGUCAUGUUUAGAGUGCUUAUUUUAGUAAGGUACUUAUCUACUUAAAGGCCAUGAAAUUUAAUUAUAUUUAGCAAGAAAUAACUGCAUUUAACAUUUGUUUCAGUGGCCGAAAUUUUGCUUUAUUUUCAAAAUAAGUUUGACAAUUUUUCAGGUAGUCAACAAAAUAUGACAAUUUAGAAAAAAAUGUUGAAAAUCGUUGGAGUUGAGUCUUGCUACACAUGUACAUAAACUUAAAUGUCUAACUUUUAAGAUGCAUAUUCAAAUAACUGUUUACAAUGUGCAUCUAUAUCUAAACCUUUGUUGUGGCAAAUAUGGCUGGAUUGAAACUUUUGAAAUAAUUUAAUUCUUACAUAUGCAUCUUAUCUCCUUCAUCAUGACUUAGUGUAUAUGUGUACAUAAACCCAUCUUUCUCCUAGGCAUGUUCUGGGUGUUUUAGCCAUUGUUGUUUCAUUUAUAUAAUUUUUAUUCAUAUAUGCAUUAAUGGUUAAGUUUCAUAUGGCCAUUUGUUAAGACUGUCGUGCAUUUUACGUAAUGUGAAUUGCUUUAUGUGAAAUGAUGAAAAACAUGCAAUAUAUGUAUUUAAUAUUUAAAUAAUUAUACAAAUGCUAGUCUUACUUCACUACGCAUGUAGAUGUUAUUGUUCAUUUCCAAGAAGCAGGAAUUAUUUGACUGAAGAUUUCUUAUUUAGAUAUUGUUUCAAAUUUUGGCAUAAUUAUAUGGAAGUUAAGCAUUUUAAUUUUUUAAAGCAAAAAUAGACCUGUAGUUAUGUCUUGCCAGUUUAUGUCUUUCAUUAGCACCUCAUUAUAUACAUUGCAUCCAAAUUGAAUCUGCUAGAUUGAUUUUGGGUUAUUAAACGUUAAAAUAUAGAAAAAACAAUUUAUUCUGCUUGCCAUCUUGAAAUUGAUGUAUUAACUUUAAUGAAUGUGUUUUUAUUAGAUUUUCAUUCAUUUGACUGAAAAUUAUUAUUAAUAUUUUAAUGUAAUGUAUCAACUUAUUUUGAGCUUUAAUUUUUUUAAAAAAUCUACUUAUUAUGAAAUAGAUUGCUCAAAUCUGACUUAUAUGUUCUGCAUCUACUAAAUGUCUACUUAAGCACUGUUUCAUCAUUAUUCAAAUGUUAUUAUUUACUAUGACAAAAUAAUUUUAAGUUUUCAAUGCUUUUAGGUGGCAAAUUUGUGAUAUUUUAAAAACUAUUUUUAUCCUUUUUUUGGGAAAGCAGAUCAAGAGUUGAACAUGAAAUUAAAGUUCUGAGUAAAUUAUGUAAAACCUGAAUGAUUAUGUUUGCAUGAAAAGAUUGGGAUUACAUGUUAUUUUUUUUAAUCAUGUAUACCCUAUUGCUGUCAUCUGGUAACCAAUGCUAUGAUUUGAACA